Molecule: messenger RNA, 2848 nt
Organism: Cyphomyrmex costatus
Lineage: Eukaryota; Metazoa; Arthropoda; Insecta; Hymenoptera; Formicidae
Product: protein SON
Exons: 8
Coding region: 105-2816 (903 amino acids)
Source: RefSeq, a predicted model, not a curated record
GGGCGAGUGGAAAGAGAGAGAGCGAAGACUCGUCACUGAGCGGAUACAGGUGUUUCCUCAUAUUCGGGCUCCUGAGAAUACUACAGAGAUAAUAUUACAAACUGAUGAGCAACAUGGAUGAGACAAAGGAUACAGUUGAUCAAAUAAAAGAAGAGAUAAAACAAGAAGACACAAAUAUUGUUGGCAAGAUAUUCGUGAAGCAAUUCCAUCAGUUAGUGGACGAUCCUUUAUUGAACAGCACCAGUGAUGAUGUGCUACGUGCGAUCAAGGGUCUCCGAGAAAUACCGGAUGAAGAAUUGAAUGAGUUUCUCGAUGAUGAAGACUUUAUGAAAGGAUUGGACGUCGUAGAUGCCUGGGAAGGAGAUGAAGAUAAAAACCGUGAGAUUGAGCAAGACAGGACAGAGUCUACAAAGCAGGGAAAGAACCAAACCUCUAGGGAAUACCAUCGUCCCGAGAAGGAUAAACGCAAAAAGCCGAAGAGAGAAGAGAAAAAACGUGAGGAGAUUCGGCGGGAUCCUUUGAAGAGUACCAAGGACAUUGAAAAGGACAAGAUGCGAACGAAGAGAGACACCGAAAGCAAGCUUCUUGCCGAAAAGGAGAAGGCGAUCAAAUACUUGUUGGACUCGGACAACGUAGUCCCACCUGGCACGGAAACCGAAGCUAUCCAGAGCAUCGCCGAGGAACAGAAUAGAGAACGAGCUCAGCGUGAAGCACAACGAAACAGAGAUCAUCGCCGAAGCAAAUCGUCAGAACGUUACGAAAGAUCGAGUCUAUCUCGACGUAAAACUCCCGAUCGAGCUCGGUUAAGCCCUCAUCGACGAAAAAGUACAAGCCCAGAUCGUCGUAGGAGCCCCUUAAAAAUAAGCAUAGAAAAACAUAGAAGUCCUUACAGAUACAGUCCAGGUAGAUUGAAAAAUUCACCGCGUUCCUACGACCGGAGAAGCCCCAUUAAAUUAAGUCCAGAUUCUCGACGAAGAAGUCCUAGACGACUUAGUGGAGAACGACGCUCUAGCAUAGAGAGAAGACGGAGUGUUGAACGACGUAGGAGACGCGCUGAUUGGAUGCAUGAACGCCGAAGAAGCCGAUCUCGCGAUCGGAGGAGUCGCAGUACGGAACGUUCAAGAAGACGAUUAAGCCGUUCACCAGUGAGACGAUACAGUCGUCGAAGUCGCACACGUAGCAGAUCAUUGGAGAAGCGCCCUAGAAAGCGGUCACCCUUCAUCAACGAACUAGCAAGACAACUAGGACAUGAAGCAAUGUCGACUGCUGUUAACACGAGUGGAUACGUACCGUCCACGACGAUGGAAGUAAUUUCACCGUUACUCAACCUGCCCACAUAUCAGCAAGAAGCGGAUAGGCCACUGCAGCCAACGCAGCCGCCACCACCACAACCACCGCUGCCAUCAACAUCAACUAUGUUACCAUCUAUGCCAAGUGGAUCGUCAUUUAUGAAUUUCGAACCUAUGCCUCCUCCAUCUCUGGCCCCAACUAUGACUCCAACCAGUUAUGCAUCCGGACCGGUUAUGUAUAAUCAGACGAAUGCUGCUGCUGCUGCUCCGCCACCGGUGAUAUGUUCACCGUUGCUUCCCUCGCCGCAACCUGUACCUCCUCCGGUGAUGGAUCGUGCGCAUGUAUCGUAUAAUCCAUCGUAUACUGCACCCUUUGUCCAACAACCACCAAUCCGUCAAUUUGAACCUCCAAACAAAUCUUUAAGUCAUUCAACCAUAUCCUCCACGUCGUCGCAGAAGCAGAAUUAUACGGAACAUGGAUCAGCAACAUCAUACAGGGAAGUUUACUCUCCACUUCACCAGGAACGAAUAAAGACACCUGAACCACCGGUCAUCUCUAAACCAAAACAAAAAACCAGCUUAUCCAGUCUAUUGGAAGCAUCUGUUUCAGCCAAAGAUUCAUCUAAUAUACCGGUACUAUAUCCAGGAUUCAAACCUGAAAUAAUGCGACAUUGCGAACAAGCACUAUACCAGCUUCCCGUUGAGGAUCCGCGUUUAAAGAUGAAGGGUAGAUUUUUCUACGAUCGCAGUGAAGAACACAAUACGAAAGACGUUUCCGAAGAUCAUACAUCGAAUUCGAUACUUUUGCAGAAAAGUAAAACCAAGAUAUUUUGGAAAGAGUCUAACGCAGAACAGCCAACACCGAUUCCGAAAACAACUCAAACGCAUCAGAAAAUCUGUCAGACAGAUGAGGUGGAAACGGACUCUAAAGGCGUUCAAGUACAUGUUACCACAGCUGACUUUGCAUCACAGGUUUAUUCGGACGAUCUCCAGCAGAUAAAAGAAGAGAGACGGCCGAUAAUGGAUCGUUUAGAUUGGAGCGCACGAGAUACUUACGAAUAUGGAUCCAAGUUUCGCGAAGUAGAUCUGAGAUGGAGUCUAAGUAACUCUUCGCAGAGACGUACUUGGAACAGGCAGACGUCUCCUUCUAGAAGAUCCGAUGAACAAGAGCAAUCAGAUCCUAUUAAUGAAUCUAGAAGCUCGAGGCUGAAUUCUCCUCCUAUUCGAAGCAAUGAGUUUUCUGCUCAUUCUAAUACACAUGAUCACUAUAGUCAUAAUAGAUAUUCGCCGGAUUAUCAAAGACGUUCUUCGGAGCGUGAUGAAUUUCAUGAUAGAAGAAGCAAUCAUAGCCGUGGAGAAAGCCCGAUGGAACUAGAAGAAUCUGACGAUGAAUUAAUGACUGGCCAUACAUUCCAAAGAGGAUCUGAUUGGCAUGGAAGAGGGAAAGUCUUAAGGGGUAAAAGUAAUUUGCGAGGAAAACAUGUAGGAGGAAGACCAUACCGGAGUCGCGGAAACUAUCGGGGAUAAAUAUUCAAGUAUGAAUUUAUGGCGAACAACAG